CCAGACCGGUUAAAUGGAUGGUGUUUUAUAAAGCAGCCAGGUUUUAUUAGCUAAAAUGCAGCAAUGUGCCUUUAAACCUACGUAUUUGAGUGCAACGCUUCCGCAAAUUUGGUUAUCAACAUAGGCAGGGCUGCAGAUAUCCCUAGCACGUCCAGACAGCAUCGUUCCCCGUUUUAGUUGGCUAUUAGCGACUUUUUAUAAAAACGCAACGUUAUGCAUUGCGUGUGCGUCCUCUGGCAAGCUUUUAAGGUAUCAGCUUUUAACUAAGUGGUGCUCGUGCAUGCGAGUCUUCCUUGUGUUUUCUUCUGGCGCACAUGAUACCAUGGUUAGUUUUGUUUUUGUGUGGUUGCAGUGAGCCCUUUGCUGACAACACAGUAUACAUUAUCUGAUCUCACAGACUGUACAAACAGGUUUGAUUUAAUCUAUGCGUCUCUCCUGUAAGAGGAUUCUUAAGCAUCUGCAGGUGUCUAAAUUGUAACCAACUAGGAAUUGAGAGUUGGGAGAGAGGAUCUGGAAUGGCGGGAGGAAGAAGAGGAGCGAAUAGAACAUACUGCCGUUCUCCGCUAAACAGUGAGACUGGUUCUGUUGGCAAUGGCAACCACUCGACUAGCUCACCUGUGACAGGUGUGAGAUCAAGGGCCAGGAAUGGAUCUGGAACGGGAAUGUCCAGCCCACCGCUUGCCACUCAGACCGUGGUGCCACUGAAGCACUGUAAAAUUCCGGAACUCUCUGUGGACCGGAACGUCCUGUUUGAGCUUCAUCUAUUUGUGUGCCAUCUAACAGCUUUAUUCGUGCAUUAUGUCAACAUCUACAAAACCGUGUGGUGGUACCCCCCAUCACACCCACCUUCACACACCUCUUUGAACUUCCACCUUAUUGAUUACAAUAUGUUGGUGUUCACCAUUAUUGUGCUGGCACGCAGAUUAAUAGCUGCCAUAGUAAAAGAGGCAUCACAAAAUGGGAAGUUGUCCUUGCCACAUUCUGUCUUCCUGGUGACGGCUCGUUUUGCUGUCCUGACUCUAGCAGGAUGGAGUUUGUGUCGUUCACUUAUUUAUCUUUUUAAGUCAUAUUCUGUACUCAGUCUCCUCUUCCUCUGCUAUCCGUUUGGAAUGUAUAUUCCCUUCUUCAAACUCGGCUGUGAUUUUCGGAGAGCUGGGUGUAUGUCACCUUUAGGUGGCAUGGUUUCUAAGGAGGUCAACGGUGCUGGUGGUUUGGGGCGUGGGGGACGGGAUUAUCUCUCGGUCCUUAAGGAAACAUGGAAACAACACACCAGUCAGCUGUACAGUGCCCAGCCCAUGCCCACCCACGCCUGCUGCCUCUCUCCUGACCUCAUCCGCAAAGAAGUGGAGUACCUGAAGAUGGACUUCAACUGGAGGAUGAAGGAGGUGUUGGUCAGCUCCAUGCUCAGCGCCUACUAUGUAGCAUUCGUACCUGUUUGGUUCGUCAAGAGCACACAGUAUGUGGAUAAACGCUGGUCCUGUGAGCUGUUUAUACUCGUUUCUGUCAGUACUUCGGUUAUUCUUAUGCGGCACCUACUGCCACCGCGUUACUGCGACCUGCUUCAUAAAGCUGCAGCUCACCUGGGCUGCUGGCAGAAGGUGGACCCAUCCCUCUGCUCCAAUGUCCUUCAGCACAUAUGGACAGAAGAAUACAUGUGGCCACAUGGAGUUUUGGUCAAACAUAAUAAAAAUGUUUAUAAGGCCAUGGGCCAUUAUAAUGUAGCAGUUCCCUCAGAUGUCUCACAUUAUCGUUUCUAUUUUUUCUUCAACAAACCACUUCGAAUAUUAAAUAUUCUCAUAAUCCUGGAGGGUGCAAUGAUAUUCUACCAGCUAUAUUCACUGAUGUGUUCAGAGAAAUGGCAUCAGACAAUAUCAUUAGCGCUGAUAUUGUUCAGUAAUUAUUACGCCUUUUUCAAACUGCUCAGAGACCGAAUAGUUUUGGGAAAGGCAUAUUCGUAUUCAGCCAGUGCCUCCAAUCAAAAAGUCAGUUAGACAAGGAUAAGUUAUUAUCAGCUAUCACAGAUGAACAGAAAACAUGCAUGAGAGCUGUUUAUUUUUUCUACAACUGCAUUUUUGUCUGUUUGUUUGACUCACCAUGAAAUAAAAAGGAGACAUAUUU
Molecule: messenger RNA, 2118 nt
Organism: Paramisgurnus dabryanus
Lineage: Eukaryota; Metazoa; Chordata; Actinopteri; Cypriniformes; Cobitidae
Gene: tmem39b
Product: transmembrane protein 39B
Cellular component (GO): membrane
Source: RefSeq, a predicted model, not a curated record